GCAACUCUGCAGCAGUACUCCUCUUCUCACACAGGAUUCUCACGCCAGCCAGCCAGCCAGCCUGAUCAAAUCAAACAUGUCCGCCUCACGCGCCCUCCUCUCGAACCCGCAAGCGGGCGCGAGCCCGACCAUGGCGAGGGCCGCCUCGCGGGCACGCCUCGCCGCGCCUUCCUCCUCGAUCCCCUUCGCGCGCGCCGGCGCCCGCCUCCGCAUCCGAUCCGCGAUCCUGUCGUCGCCGGCGGCGGCGGCGGCGCCGGUGGCGUCUGCGGAGCCGACGCGCCGGAUCUCGCGGUCCGGGUCGGAGGCGGCGCCGCGGGCCAAGCCGGCGGUGCUGGUGGCGGAGAAGCUGGGCGAGGCCGGGCUGGAGGUGCUGCGGCAGUUCGCGGACGUGGAGUGCGCCUACGGCAUGUCCCCCGCCGAGCUCCUGGCCAAGGUGUCGCAGUUCGACGCGCUCAUCGUGCGCAGCGGCACCAAGGUGACGAGGGAGGUGCUGGAGGCGGGCCGGGGCCGGCUGCGGGUCGUGGGCCGGGCCGGCGUCGGGAUCGACAACGUCGACCUGCAGGCGGCCACGGAAGCCGGCUGCCUCGUCGUCAACGCGCCCACGGCCAACACCGUCGCCGCCGCCGAGCACGGCAUCGCGCUGCUCGCCUCCAUGGCGCGCAACGUCUCGCAGGCGGACGCCGCGCUCAAGGCCGGUAAAUGGCAAAGAACCAAGUAUGUUGGAGUUUCCCUAGUUGGAAAGACUCUUGCCAUCAUGGGCUUCGGGAAGGUUGGCUCAGAGGUAGCAAGGCGAGCAAAAGGGCUUGGGAUGCAUGUGAUUGCACAUGACCCCUAUGCCCCUGCCGAUAAGGCCCGUGCCAUUGGAGCUGAGUUGGUAUCUUUCGAGGAGGCCGUAGCAAAAGCUGACUUCAUCUCCCUCCAUAUGCCACUCACCCCAGCGACAUCCAAGGUCUUCAACGACGAGUCCUUCGCAAAGAUGAAGACCGGUGUGCGGAUCAUUAAUGUGGCUAGGGGUGGAGUGAUUGAUGAAGAUGCUCUGGUCAGAGCUCUGGACUCCGGCAAAGUUGCUCAGGCAGCUCUUGAUGUCUUCACAGUGGAGCCCCCACCAAAGGACAGCAAGCUGGUGCUUCAUGAGAACGUAACUGUUACACCCCAUCUUGGAGCAAGCACGGUAGAGGCCCAGGAAGGCGUCGCUAUCGAAAUAGCAGAAGCUGUCGUAGGUGCACUGAGAGGCGAGCUCGCAGCGACAGCUGUGAAUGCUCCAAUGGUCCCAGCAGAGGUUUUGUCAGAGCUCGCUCCGUAUGUUUCCCUGGCAGAGAAACUGGGAAGGCUGGCAGUGCAGCUUGUUGCCGGCGAGAGUGGCAUCAAGGGGGUCAAAGUAGUGUACACCUCCGCCAGGGACCCGGACGACCUCGACACGAGGCUCCUCCGUGCAAUGGUCACCAAGGGCAUCGUGGAGCCUGUGUCUAGCACAUUCGUCAACCUUGUGAACGCGGAUUAUACAGCAAAGCAGCGUGGCCUGCGCAUCGCCGAGGAGCGGGUCUCCCAUGACAAUGCCGCCGCUGCAGAAUCGCCACUUGAGUCCAUCCAGGUUCGCCUCUCGAACGUGCAGUCCAAAUUUGCCGGCGCGAUCAGCACCGGCGGGGACAUUGUCGUCACAGGCAGGGUCAAGUACGGCAUUCCACAUCUGACCGUCGUCGGGCCAUACGAGGUCGACGUCAGCCUGGAGGGCAACCUGAUCCUCUGCCGGCAGAUCGACCAGCCUGGUAUGAUUGGCAAGGUCGGGAACAUCCUUGGACAGAGGAACGUGAACGUUAGCUUCAUGAGCGUCGGCCGGACCUUCCGCGGAAAGCAGGCAAUCAUGGCUAUCGGUGUCGACGAGGAGCCCGACAAGGAGACACUGGAGAAGAUCGGGAAGAUCCCGGCGAUCGAGGAGUUCGUGUUCCUCGAGCUAUGAUGGAGAGGGAGUCCUCCGUAGGAUAUUAAGAAGUAGUAGAGCUCAUCAUCUGGGUUUGAUGGCCUGACGGAGUAAAGUGAUCCGUGGUCUGUCGGGACUUCUUCAUUUUUGAAGUCACAACUAUACAUGAAGGGUGCCUUCGACUUGGUCCCUGUUCGAAUAAGAGGUGUACGUAUGCCCUGUGUGUUAAUGUAUGUGUGCUUGUUUGUGGAGAACAGUAUCAGAUUGUACUGUUUGAUGCAAUAAAAGAGUGCUAGUACUACUACUGCUUCAUC
Molecule: messenger RNA, 2232 nt
Organism: Brachypodium distachyon (stiff brome)
Lineage: Eukaryota; Viridiplantae; Streptophyta; Magnoliopsida; Poales; Poaceae
Product: D-3-phosphoglycerate dehydrogenase 3, chloroplastic
Exons: 5
Coding region: 77-1957 (626 amino acids)
Biological process (GO): L-serine biosynthetic process
Molecular function (GO): phosphoglycerate dehydrogenase activity; NAD binding
Source: RefSeq, a predicted model, not a curated record